CGAGCCCCCACCCGUUCAGAACACUCUUUGACUUUCCUCUUCCGAUUUCCCCGGGCUUCUCUCUAGGCUUUGCUUGAAGCUAGGUCGAACGUGUGCUUCUUUCGGGCUUCUAGCAACGGAGCCGGACAGAUCCGCCUCCUUGGAAUUCGGCCCGACCGUCAAGCCCGGAACUCCCAAUCCCAGCUUCCCUAUCCGUUAUCCCUUGUUUCAACAAUCGAUGCGACCGCAUCUUAUAUGUAUGCUCCCUGGCUUAUGCGUACCUGAGAUACUGCUAUAAUUACGUGCCCUAUGUCGGCUAAACGCCUCGCCUGGCGCUUUCCUAGUGCUUGGAGACGUACUUUUUCCACCUCACCUUCGUGGAGGAAGCCCGCUUCCGGGAAUGGAGCCGAUGCCGAACGGGGACGAUCUAGUACGGCGUUUCGGUAUCCAGGAUGGACCGGCCGUUCAGUUUUUGCCCUGACCGCUACCGCGGGUGUGCUGGGCUUUGGUCUCGCCGCGGCCUCACUGCAGGGACCUCCCAAAAGCGCCGUCACACUUUUUGAUAGCAAGGUGCCAGUUCCCAAGUACGCAUCGUUAAAAGGGAUGGAGGACGCCGUUGACGAAAUUCGGCGUGAGAUUGCCAAUCACGGUGAAAAGGAGGACAUAAUCAGCAUAGACCCAGAAGAUCUCCUCUCUCAUGGUUAUUCUGAAUGGUCGACAACAAAUCCAGAUACGUUGCCGGUUGCCGUUGCUUACCCGCGCUCGACAGAACAGGUGUCGAUCAUUGCACGACUCUGCUAUAAGCAUCGAGUGCCUAUCAUCCCUUACUCGGGGGGGACGAGUUUGGAGGGAAACUUCUCGGCUCCUUACGGUGGCGUCAGCGUCGACUUCGCGUACAUGGACAAGAUCGUCCAGUUCAACAAAGAGGAUAUGGACAUCGUCGUUCAGCCGAGCAUCGGCUGGCAGGAUCUCAACGAGCGGCUCAGCAACAUGGGCAGCGGCCUCUUCUUCCCCAUCGACCCCGGCCCGAGCGCCAAGAUCGGCGGCAUGGUUGGCACUAACUGCUCUGGCACGAAUGCUGUCAAGUACGGGACAAUGAAAGACUGGGUCAUCAACUUAACGGUCGUAUUAGCAGAUGGGACAAUUAUAAAAACGCGAAGGCGCCCAAGGAAGAGCUCAGCGGGAUAUAAUCUUAAUGGCUUAUUCGUCGGCUCUGAGGGGACCUUGGGUUUAGUUACCGAGGCCACCCUCAAGCUUGCCGUCGUCCCCGAGGAAUACUCUGUAGCGGUAGUGACUUUCCCCACCAUCCGCGACGCCGCCUCAGCUGCUGCCGGCGUAAUGCAGGCGGGGAUACCCGUUGCCGCUAUGGAGAUCAUGGAUGAGGUUCAGAUGCGGGUUGUAAAUCUAGGGGGCGCCACUGCCCCGCGGGUAUGGAAGGAAAUGCCGACACUUUUCUUUAAGUUUGCGGGGACCAAGGCGAGUGUCAAAGAGAACAUCGAGCGCGUUCAGGUAAUUACGAGGAGUAACAAAGGCAACAACUUCGAGUUUGCCAAGGAUCUUCGUGAGCAGAAACUUCUGUGGUCGGCAAGAAAAGAGUCUCUAUGGUCGAUGUUGGCUUUGAGGAAAGGAAACGAAGAAGUUUGGUCCACGGAUGUAGCCGUCCCAUUCAGCCGGCUCGCCGAUAUAAUAGAGGUGAGUAAGAAAGAAAUGGACGACCUGGGCUUGUUUGCCAGCAUUUUGGGUCACAUCGGCGACGGGAAUUUCCAUGAGAGCAUUAUGUACAACCGAGAGGAUAAGGAUAAGGUCGAGGCGUGCGUCAAAAACAUGGUCAAGAGGGCGAUCGAUAUGGAGGGUACGUGUACGGGCGAACACUCGAUCGGCUGGGGCAAGAAGGAGUCGCUACUCCUCGAGGUCGGUCCGGACACGGUAGCCGUCAUGAAGCAUAUCAAGCUGGCGCUUGAUCCGCUAUGGAUCAUGAACCCCGGCAAGAUCAUGGAUCUUCCGGCAUCUUGAUCGCAUUCUCUAGACGCCCCUCUCCCCCCUUUGCCCUUACUAUAAGGCGGUAUGAUAUAGGUUUCGCAUCGGUCUACAACUUUGUUGCCCUAGAGUAAUUUCUAGG
Molecule: messenger RNA, 2098 nt
Organism: Durotheca rogersii
Lineage: Eukaryota; Fungi; Ascomycota; Sordariomycetes; Xylariales; Xylariaceae
Exons: 6
Coding region: 289-1992 (567 amino acids)
Biological process (GO): lactate catabolic process
Cellular component (GO): mitochondrion
Molecular function (GO): FAD binding; D-lactate dehydrogenase (cytochrome) activity; D-lactate dehydrogenase (NAD+) activity
Source: RefSeq, a predicted model, not a curated record